Molecule: messenger RNA, 2218 nt
Organism: Arachis stenosperma
Lineage: Eukaryota; Viridiplantae; Streptophyta; Magnoliopsida; Fabales; Fabaceae
Product: sialyltransferase-like protein 1
Exons: 11
Coding region: 228-1664 (478 amino acids)
Biological process (GO): pollen germination; pollen tube growth
Molecular function (GO): sialyltransferase activity
Source: RefSeq, a predicted model, not a curated record
GGCAAGUGUAUAUACAGCCUGUAACAGCGUAACACUCCAUUCCACAUUUCAUUUAUCUCCUGAUCUCCUCAAGCAAGCUUGGUCGUUGUUUCAGUGUUCACGUUUUUCAGAGCCACAAAAACGUCGUCGUUUCUGGGAACACAACUUAUACUGCUGCAUUCCGCGAACUUCAUUGAUCUGAAUCUAACCCCCACCGACUCUCUCUCUCUCUCUCUCCGUGAUUGAGUAUGAGGCAGCACAAGCUGCUAUCAUCAUCAGCGAGCAAUAACAGGAGACCCAGGAUUCUGUAUCUGGUGUGCGCCGUUGCAUUGUUCUCUCUCCUCCUCUUUGCCAUUCAAUCCUCUUUCUUCUCAGGUUCCCUCAUUUCAGAUCGCAACAGAGAGCAAAUUAGUGUCUUGUCAAACUUCCAGACCAGUGUUCAGCAGUGUGUGGCUAAAAAGGGGCUUGGACUCACUGCACAAAUUAUUGACCACUGUAAAUUGAUCCUUAAAUAUCCUGAAGGCACCAACAGCACCUGGUACAAUGCACAGUUUAAACACUUUGAGCCUUUGGAGUACAAAUUUGAUGUGUGCGAGUCGAUCUUGUUGUGGGAACAGUACCGUAACAUGACCACAAUUCUAACCCGAGAAUAUCUAGAUGUUCGUCCUGAUGGCUGGGUAGAUUAUGCUCCACAAAGAAUUGCUCAAUUGGGGGCCAAAAAGUGCUACAAUAAGACUCUCUGCGAAGAGAACCUCAAUAUACUAUUACCAGCAAAACCACCUUUUCAUCCACGACAGUUUCGUACUUGUGCUGUUGUUGGAAAUUCUGGAGAUCUUCUGAAGACAGAGUUUGGUGAAGAAAUUGACAGCCAUGAUGCUGUUUUCCGUGAUAAUGAGGCCCCUGUUAAUGAGAAAUAUGCCAAGUAUGUUGGUCUUAAGAGGGAUUUCCGUCUAGUUGUAAGGGGUGCUGCUCGUAACAUGGUCCCUAUUCUAAAUGGAUCUGAUGACGAGAUAUUGAUAAUAAAAAGUCUAACGCACAGAGAAAUCAAUGCCAUUAUAAAGACUAUUCCAAAUCCAGUCUAUCUAUUCCAAGGGAUUGUACUACGUCGAGGUGCCAAAGGAACUGGGAUGAAAUCCAUUGAGUUAGCACUCUCCAUGUGUGAUAUUGUUGAUAUAUAUGGUUUCACUGUUGAUCCAGGAUACACUGAAUGGACAAGAUACUUUUCUGCUCCAAGGAAAGGACACAAUCCACUUCAGGGUAGAGCAUACUACCAACUUCUUGAAUGCCUUGGGUUAAUAAGGAUUCAUUCCCCCAUGAGAUCAAUGCGGAAGCAAGACUGGUCAGAUGUGCCAAGUAGAGAAAUGAUUAGCCAAGCACAUGCAGCAGCAAAACAAUUGAAGCUGAGUCAAUCCAAUCAAGCUGGCGACUUAGGGCAGUUUGGCAGUUGCAAGGUGUGGGGUGAUGUGGACCCCAAAAAAAUGGGACCCGUAUCAGGAUCUCCGGACAUGAGUGAUGUAAGGAAGAAAUCAAAUUACAAUAAAUGGGAAGUCAUGCCUUUUAAGAGUUUGAGGAAAGAAGCACAGGAUCACUAUAUCCAGAUGCAAGGGGUGUCUCUGUAUAAAAUGGAUGGCAAUAGAUUGGAUGAUCUUGUGUGUGUGAGACAUCCCUUAAAAUCUGAUGUGUAGAUGGUGUCUCCCUACUAAGGUUCUUUCUGAUCAUUGGCCCAACUAUUUUCUAAAUGGAAUAUGGGAUGAAGUUACCUUCUGUGGCCUGCUUUGUAUAUUUCCACAGUAGUUCAUUUUUUUUCUGCACAAAUUCUGCAGCUAUCAGAGAGAAGCUAGAAUACCAAAUCCAUGAAGGGAAUCCGAAUGUAUAAUUUCAUUGACUUUAAUAUUUUAUACUAGAAGGUGAUUUAUUGUAGGGGAUAGGGAUUAGAGAUCACAACAUAGGAAUUUUGACUACAGAAGUUUGUUGUGCUUCCUUUUGUGAUUCUGGUGGGUUCGAAAUGGAAUGCUCUUAACAGUGCAAUAGGUGUCUCAUCUAUUAAAAUUUGGUUGGUCUUAGAGGUAUCUGUAAACAUAUCACUGUAAUGAUCAACAAUCCUAGAAAAAUGUUGGUCUGAUGUUUUGAACUAGUUUUACACGGCAUUAAAAUUACAUUUUGGAGUUAAAAUUCUUUGAUUAUUUUUAAUUUUACUUUCUUCUCUUUUGGAAAAGCUCUCAUGCUGCUGCCAACUUAA